Molecule: messenger RNA, 3966 nt
Organism: Schistosoma mattheei
Lineage: Eukaryota; Metazoa; Platyhelminthes; Trematoda; Strigeidida; Schistosomatidae
Source: the annotation of a GenBank genome assembly
AUGAAUAAUUCAAUGAAAGAAAUUACAUUUUAUAUAAAAGAACAUCCUGAAUUCAAUACAUUCAUAGGUAAUAUAUAUAAAUCAAAUGAAUUAUUUAAUAGUAGUUUUAUAAGUAGUAUACAAUUAGAAACAAUCAAUUUUAAAUAUUCAAAAUGUUUUCGUAUUGAUCGUUAUACUGGUAAUUUAUAUACAACUAUUGAUGCUAAAUAUUUAUUAGAUAAUGAAAAAAUUUGUAUUAAAAAUAAAAAUUCUAAAAUUAUAUUUAAUCAAUUCUAUCAUAAUAUAACACAAUAUUGUUCAAUUCAUCUUAUUAUUACAAUUAAUCAUCGUUUAUUAAUAUCGAUUAUGAUACAAAUUGAAGAUAUUAAUGAUAAUUCACCAAUAUUUCUAAAUGAUGAUCGUCACCAUAGUGAUAAUAAUACAGAAAUAAUUUAUAUUAAUGAAACAGCUUUACCGGAAUAUACUAAAAUUCCAUUGAAACCAGCUUAUGAUCCUGAUUUUAAUGGAUAUAAUAAAUUAUAUUAUUAUUUAACACUUAUUAUAGAUCCUGAACAAAAGAAACAACAAUCAUUAGUUCAAUCUAUGAAUAUUCAUAAUCCAUUUCGUCUACAUAACAAUGAUGAUAAUGAUAAUGAUAAUGAUGAUGAUGAUGAUGGUAUAAUAACCCAUUUCAAUGAAUCCUAUCAAUCAAAUAAUUUAUAUCUUAUAUUAAUAAAGCCAUUAGAUUAUGAAAUUCAAUCAGAAUAUCAAUAUAAUUUGACUGUAUGUGAUAAUCGAUUAAAUCAAUUAUCAAUUAUUGAUUUAUAUAUCAUACAUUGUACAUGGAAAUUAAUAAAAAUUUAUAUUAAUAAUAUGAAUGAUGAAUUACCAUGGUUUCAACAAACGAAUUAUUCUAUUAUAAUACAUGAAAAUUUUUUAAUUGGUAAUGAAAUAAUAAAAAUGACAGCUAGAGAUAAUGAUUCUAUACCAUAUAAUAAUAUAAAAUAUCGUUUAAUACCUAGUCAUGAUAUGAUUUUAUUAAAUAAUGAAAAUUUAUUUCAUAUAGAUACGAAUACUGGGAUAAUAAUACUUAAUCAAUCAAUAAAAAAACCUGGUAUCUAUCGAUUUUUAGUUGAAGCAUAUAAUGAUGAUUAUAUUUAUAAUCAUAUUCAUAAUAAUAAUAAUAAUCAAUAUUUAUCAACAAUCGAUCAUCUAUCAUUGAUUAGAAAUGAUUCAAUGAAAGAUUAUAAAAAUAUUGCCAAUGUACAAAUUCAUAUUAUUGAUGUCAAUAAUCAUGCACCAAAUAUAGAAAUUCAACAAACUCAAGAUACUUUAAUAUACUACUUAAAUAAUAAUAAUAAUCAUACUAUUCAACAUAUCAAUAAUUCAAAAUUAAUUUUAUUAAAAAUUCCAGAAACAUUAUCUCUUAAUACACCUAUAGCAUAUUUUAAAAUUACUGAUAAUGAUGAAUUAGAUAAUGCUGAUAUUAAAUGUCAUUUAAUUCGAUCCAAUGAUAAUGAUCCAUUUAUUUAUACUUAUUAUGAUAAUCAUAAAAACCAAUAUGAAUUAGAUAUGUUUCAAUUAAUAUUUGUAAAUCGUAUUAGUGAUAAUACAAUUAUUAUUAAAUUAAUUUUAUCGAAAAAUUUAGAUGCAGAAAAUUUAUCAAAAAAUUUAUUAUUAAAUAAUAAUAUGAAAUUGACUUUUGAAUUAGAAUCCAUUGCUGGUUACUAUGGUUUAUUAUUUAGUUGUCAUGAUGAUGGUAUACCACAAUUAACUACAUCUAUACCAAUUAUUAUAGCGAUAUAUGAUAUUGAUGAAUAUUAUCCAAAUAUUAAAUUUAUCAAUACAUCAUUAUGUAAUACAUGGCAACUAAAAUCAUCCAUAAAUCAUUCAUAUAUAUAUGAUAUAAAUAUCAAUGAAAAUAUACCAAUUCAUUCACAAAUUUUAACAUUAGAUGCAAUUGAUGAAGAUAUAACAUCGAAAUUACAAUUUAUACAACAAACAUCAAAGUUAUCCAUACCAUUUAGUAUUGAAAAAUAUAAUGGAAUUAUAACCAAUAAUGAUUUAAUUGAUUAUGAAUAUAAUAAUUAUUAUCAAAUGUAUAUUAGUAUCUAUGAUGAAAAUAAUUUACAAAAAUCACUUGUUACUAAGGUAUUAAUUAAUAUAUAUAUUAAAGAUUUAAAUGAUAAUUCACCAGAAUUUAUUAUAUCACCAUUAAAUGAUAUACAAUAUGAUAGUAAUUCAUUUAUAGAACCAAUUCAAUAUCAUAUGAAUAAUUUACGAAUUAUUGAAUUAGAAGAAGAAUUAAUACAAACUAAACCAAUAGGUUAUGUUAAAGCCAUAGAUCGUGAUACUGGUAAAAAUGCUGAAAUUAUAUAUUUUAUUGCAGAAAUUUCAUAUCAAUUCAAUAAUACAAAUCAAAUUGUCAAUGUUAUUAUCAAUCAAACAAUGAACGAAAAACAAAUAUUGAAUACACCAAAAUUAUUAAUCGAUUCAAAUGGUGCUUUAUGGUGUGAAAAUAAAUUAGAUAGAGAAAUAACACCAAUGAUUGAUUUAUUGAUUGGUGCACAUGAUCUUGGUGAACCUAAAUUAACAUCUUAUACAAAAAUUCUUUAUGUACCAAAAUCAAUAACUAUUGGUAAAGUGAUUACUAGAAUACAUGCUAUUGAUAAAGAUGAAUUAACUAAAAAUGGUCAUAUUACUUAUUAUAUAUAUAAUCCAAAUAAUAAUAAUACAAUACAUAAAUCUAACUUGGAUAUAAUUUCACAAAAUAUUAUUUCACAAUUUUUUAUAUUAAAUUCUAAUUCAGAUGGAUUUCUUGAUAUUUGGUUUAAAGCUAAAGAUAAUGGUAAAAUACCUAGAUAUUCCAUUGCAAAAUUAGUAUUAUACAUAACUACUAUUAAUAAUAAUCAUGAUCAUUUUUUAAAUUUGGAUAAUCCACAAAAAUUAAUUAGUUACUAUGAAGAAAAUAAAAAUACUAAAGAUAUUACUAUACAAUUACAUUCCAUGGGAAAUUUCAAUGAGAUUCUUCCUAUGAAAAUGAAUUUGAAUUCAAAUCAUGUAUAUAUCACUACAACACCAUUCUAUAAGAAUAAUAUUAAAACAUUAUCAUUAUUAAUUAGUGGUUCAAUUGUUGGUAUCAUUAUUAUUAUUAUAUUCUUAAUAUUAUUUAUUAUAUGUUUUAAAUAUAAUUCAUAUUAUCAUAAUCAUAAUCCGAAUGUAAAAUGUAAUUCCAUGACACAAAUCAAUACAAUAGAAUGUAGUAAUAAUGUAUCAAUGAAAUUAACGAAUAGUAACUAUGCUAAAGAGAAUCAUUGUCCGGAAUCUAAAUUAAAUUAUGAAACAUUACCAACUACCUCAAAUAUGAAAUUAAUGAAUAAUAAUAAAAAUAAUGAAGAAAAUCAAUGUCAUGAUCAAAUAAAUAAAGAAUUAGAAAACCAUAAAGAGUUGAAUAGAUCCAUUAAUACAUCAUUAUCCAUUAAUGAUACGACUAUUCAAACUUAUAUACCAAUGAAUUUCAUGAGAAAUUGUAAUGAAUUACAUUAUUCACCGAUUACAUCAGUGAUUGAUAUAUCCGAUAAAAUUCCAAUACAUUUGCUACAUGUAUCAAAUGAUACUUUUGCUGUACCAUUAUGUAUGACACAUGAUAUUACAACUAGUAAUCAUCAUCAUAAUAAUUAUUGUCAUAAUCAUAAUAAUAAUAAUGAUUAUACUACUAUUGAACAUAAUAAUAAUCAUGAAGAAGAACUAACAACACAUCCUCUUACAAUUGUUGCUACAGUUGUAUCAACAGAUAAUAUUAAACAAGGUUUAUUACCAAUUUUAACAGAACAAUCAAAUAAUAAUAAUAAUAUAGUUGAUAUUACAAAUAAUAAAUUAUAUGAAAGUGAUCAUUUUAUGAAAUUAGAAGAUUUAACACAUUCCGAUGCAUAUUACACUACAUACACUCCUUGUUUAUUGAGUACAACUGAUGAAAAUACCUCAUGA